Messenger RNA from Durio zibethinus, 1944 nucleotides. NCBI's taxonomy places the organism in Eukaryota, Viridiplantae, Streptophyta, Magnoliopsida, Malvales, Malvaceae. The record is from RefSeq and is a predicted model, not a curated record.
AUGGCUACUCGUAGCUUUCAUGCUCAUCAUUUCCUUCAUUUCGAGUUUUACUUGUUCUUAUUUUAUAUUGUUCCUUCACUACAUGCAAUACAAUUCAGCUUCCAGGGUUUCUCACCUAAUAACCUGGCCACAAAUGGCAAUGCUUACAUCAUGGAUGGUGAACUAUCGCUCACUGAAAACCGAGUUGAUACUACUCUUAAAUAUAGCGUUGGUCGUGCUAUAUUUCCCAAGGAAAUGCUUCUCUCAGACCCUGUCACGGGUGUGGCAACAGAUUUUAUUACACAUUUCUCCUUCAACAUAUCAACGCUCAACAAGCAAGAUGGAGGGGAUGGCUUUGCAUUCUUCAUUGCUCCUAAUGGCAUAAACAUUCCAGCUGAAGCUCGGGGAGGAUGCAUGGGGCUAAUUAGCAACUGUUCUAAUUUCAAUGCAUCCCAACUUGUUGCUGUUGAGUUUGACACUUUCAAGAAUGAGUGGGAUCCAAGUGACAUUCAUUUGGGUAUAAAUAUAAACUCCAUCAGAUCAGUAGCCACCGUGAAAUGGGAUCAAAGCAUGAAAAAUGGAUCCUUAGGAAAUGUAUGGAUCACUUAUGAUUCUCGAACGAGUAAUUUAAGUGUCUUUCUAACAUUCCUGGGAAAUCCCAUUUUUAUUAAGGGGAAGAAUUCUAGUCUUUCACAUCCAGUCAAUCUGUCAGAAGUUUUAACAGAGAGGGUCAAUGUUGGAUUCUCAUCUGCUACUGGCAAUUUCUCUGAGAUGCACUAUAUUCUUUCGUGGGAGUUUAAUUCAACAAAAAAUCAAGGAGGAGCACAUGUUGGACCGAUAGUAGCAGCUGGUGGUGGAUCUGUUAUUGUAGUUGUGACAAUUUUAAUAUUGGUGUUUUACAAGUGGAAGAGAAGUCAAAGCAAGAAAAAAGAGGAUUCCGAACAAGAAGAUUUCAUGGACCAGGAAUUUGAAUAUGGAAGUGGACCAAGAAGGUUUUCUUAUGAUGAAUUGGUUCAAGCUACAAAUAACUUCAACCAAGAAAGAAAACUUGGUGAAGGAGGCUUUGGGGGAGUUUAUAGAGGCUUUCUCCCUGUUUUGAAUUUAAACAUUGCGGUGAAAAGGGUCUCUAAAAUGUCAAAACAAGGAAGAAAGGAGUAUAUGGCAGAGGUCAUGAUUAUUAGUAAAUUGAGACAUAAGAAUCUGGUGGAACUUAUUGGUUGGUGUCACGAGAAGGGUGAGUUCCUUCUAAUUUAUGAGCUCAUGCCCCAUGGCAGCCUGGAUUCUCAUCUUUUUGGAGAUCAAAAUCACCUAUCAUGGGAACUUAGGUACAAGAUAGCCCUUGGUUUAGCCUCUGCAAUACUCUAUCUUCAGGAAGAAUCGGAACAAUGCGUGGUACAUAGAGAUAUCAAAUCAAGCAAUAUAAUGUUGGAUUCAAAUUUCAAUCCCAAGCUCGGGGAUUUUGGUUUGGCAAGGUUAAUGAGCCAAGAAUCAGGACUCGAGAUGACAGUCUUGGCUGGAACAUUUGGUUACAUGGCACCAGAAUACGCUAGUAAAGGACAGGUCAGUAAAGCAUCAGAUGUCUUUGGCUUUGGGGUGGUGGCCUUAGAAAUUGCAACUGGGAGGAGAACAAUGGAGCACAAAAAUGAAGAGGAUCCUGUCUCAUUGGUUGCUUUGGUAUGGAACUCGUAUGAAAAUGGAAUGCUUCUUGAAGUUGCUGACGAGAAAUUGUGUAUGGAAUUUGAUAUGGAACAGAUGGAGUGCUUGAUGAUUGUCGGAUUAUGGUGUGCUCACCCUGAUCACAAUCUUAGACCAUCUAUAAGGCAAGCUUUACAGGUUCUAAAUUUUGAGGCACCAUUACCAAAUCUUUCCAAAAAGAUCUCUGUUCCCAACUUUGAUGUACCUAUGUCUCCGUCGAGUUCAUCCAAGCUCGAAAUCACCAAUUCUGUUGUUAUAACGGGUCGGUAG